Geodia barretti is the source of this 639-nucleotide messenger RNA. NCBI's taxonomy places the organism in Eukaryota, Metazoa, Porifera, Demospongiae, Tetractinellida, Geodiidae. The record is from the annotation of a GenBank genome assembly.
AUGGGAAAGCCUUUAGACCAUAUCAUCCUCUACGGCCCCCCCGGUCUGGGCAAAACCACCCUGGCCCACAUUAUCGCCAACGAGAUGGAGGUUAACAUCAAGGUAACCUCCGGUCCGGCUAUUGAACGUGCCGGCGAUAUGGCGGCCAUCCUGACAUCUCUCCAGCCCCAUGACAUCCUUUUCAUCGAUGAGAUUCACCGGUUGCACCGAGUCGUCGAAGAGGUGAUGUAUUCCGCGAUGGAGGACUUCUUUCUUUCGUGGAUGGUGGGCAAAGGGCUGGCGGCACGGAAUAUUAACCUUAGGAUCAAUCCCUUCACCCUUAUCGGGGCCACUACCCGAUUUUCCAUGAUCAGUGCGCCGCUGCGGGACCGGUUCGGUUCCGUAUUCAGGCUGGAUUACUACGAACAGACGGACAUGGAAGUGGUAGUGAAACGGUCGGCGGGAAUCCUUGGAGUAACAACGGAUACGGAUGGCGUGUCCGAGGUGGCGGCAAGGUCCAGAGGUACGCCCCGAAUCGCCAACCGUUUGCUGAAGCGGACUCGCGACUAUGCGUUGGUGGUGGCCGACGACGAAAUAACGGGCCAGGUGGCGCGCGAAGCACUGAACCGGCUGCGAGUAGACGGGGCUGGGGCUGGAUGA